Dothidotthia symphoricarpi CBS 119687 is the source of this 1901-nucleotide messenger RNA. RefSeq names its product delta 8-(E)-sphingolipid desaturase. NCBI's taxonomy places the organism in Eukaryota, Fungi, Ascomycota, Dothideomycetes, Pleosporales, Dothidotthiaceae. The transcript is spliced from 4 exons. The coding region runs from base 19 to 1701 and encodes 560 amino acids. Gene Ontology annotation, biological process: lipid metabolic process. The record is from RefSeq and is a predicted model, not a curated record. Gene Ontology annotation, molecular function: oxidoreductase activity, acting on paired donors, with oxidation of a pair of donors resulting in the reduction of molecular oxygen to two molecules of water. Gene Ontology annotation, cellular component: membrane.
CCCCACCGUCCACCCACAAUGUCACGCCUCGAAAUCAUCUCCCCAGAGGAGGUCAAGAGCCAGAUCGCACAGGGCCUCCCAAUUGUCAUUCACGAUGGAUAUGCCCUGCACCUCGGACAAUGGAUCAACACACAUCCCGGCGGCCGCCUGGCCAUCUUGCACAUGGUUGGCAGAGAUGCAACCGACGAGAUCAAUAUCUACCACUCUACGAAGGCCCUUUUGAUGAUGAAGAAGCAUCGCAUCGGUCGCGUGCAGCUACCGUGGACGAAUCUCGAACCCCCGAUCCGCUCCCCAGAUUUCUACAAGAACCUAGCAGCGCGCGAGAAAAAGGAGGCGGCUGCGAAAGCGGCUGGCCACAAGUCCAGGCGCAGUGUCGACCUCGGAUCUGCGGUGGCGAUUAUCAGCAAGAGAUUAAUACCGCAAGAUGCAUGUGUAUCCCGAACAAACAAGACCGAAUCGGAGAAGCUGCCGCUACUCGAGGUAGAGUCGGAGAAGGGUGCUUUUGACAAGAAAACACACCGCGAACAAUAUGCGACCGAAAUCGAACAGAAGGAGAUUGAGGAGGGGCUGAGGGACAACCCUUCGAUUGAUCCUGCUACACAGGCCGCUAUCCUGGACGACUACCGCGAGCUACACCAGCAAUUCAAAGAUGAAGGGCUCUACCAGUGCCGCUACUCAGAAUACGGCAAGGAGUCGAUACGAUACGGCAUCUUGUUUGCUAUAUUCGGUACAUUGCUUUACUGCAAAUGGUACCUCACAUCUGCCAUGUUCCUGGGCAUGUUCUGGCAACAAAUCAUGUUCACAGCCCACGACGCAGGCCACCGCGGCAUAUCCGGCAACUUCAUCAUCGACACGCUCAUCGGCGCCUUUGUCGCAGACUUCUGCUGCGGCCUGAGCAUUGGCUGGUGGAAGUCGUCACACAACGUCCACCACCUCAUCACCAACAUGCCCGAGCACGACCCAGAUCUCCAGAACAUUCCCCUCUUCUCGACCACUCCAACAUACAUGAAGUCCGUUCUGUCGUCAUUCUACAACUUCGAAUUCAUUUGGGACGCCGGCGCCGACUUCCUCGUCCCCUACCAAAAGUACACGUACUACCCGAUUAUGGCUCUCGCGAGGUUCAACCUGUACAUGCUCAGCUGGUUGCAUCUCUGCUCGCCACGCGCUGCGCAACUGGGUGCCGCAUGGUGGACACGCCCCGUCGAGAUUUUGUUCAUGGCGUGCUACUGGUACAUCUACGGCUACUGCCUCGUCUGGCUCUACCUGCCCACCUGGCCCAUCCGCAUUGGAUUCGUCUUGAUCUCGCAUUUAAUCACCAUGCUCCUCCACGUCCAAAUCACGCUCUCGCAUUGGGGCAUGCCCACGGCCGACCUCGGCCCCACAGAAUCGUUCCCCCAGCGCCAACUCCGCACCACCAUGGAUGUCGAGUGCCCCGCAUGGCUAGACUGGCUACACGGCGGUCUGCAAUUCCAGGCCGUGCACCACCUGUUCCCCCGCGUGCCCCGACACAACUUGAGGCGAGGACAAGUUUUGGUCCGCCAGUUCUCCGAGAAGACAGGCAUCAAGUACCACUGCUACAACUUCUCGCAGGGCAACAAGGUCGUCCUCAGCAGACUAGAGCAGGUUGGCCAGAUGGUCAAGAUCAUGGUUGAUUGCCAGAAGAACAUGGCUGAGACGGGCGAGAGUGGAUUACUGCAUUGAUAGCAUUUCAAGCAAGGCGUUUAAGGAGGCUACAUACAUGGGAGUUUGGAGAAUAAUUGUCGGUUACGUUCUGCGGCAUGGUGCUUUUUGAUCAGAACUAUAUUGCAAAAUAUAGUAGACUACACUUGUAGUCUCCCUUCAUAUGGUAGAAGGUUACAAAUUUACUUCUUAUGGCAAAAUAAAAAUUUGCUAUUAUAUUG